Molecule: messenger RNA, 2893 nt
Organism: Eublepharis macularius
Lineage: Eukaryota; Metazoa; Chordata; Lepidosauria; Squamata; Eublepharidae
Gene: GRN
Product: granulin precursor
Exons: 14
Coding region: 49-2181 (710 amino acids)
Cellular component (GO): extracellular region
Source: RefSeq, a predicted model, not a curated record
GCUUGCGCUUAGACAGGGCUGUCCCGGCUGCGAGGAAGCGCGGUGUGGAUGUUCUUGUGCAGGCAGAAGGAGAUGCUGCUGCGUGGGUUCCUAGCCAGGAUGUGGAUCCUCUUGGUGGUGUGCUUGACACUCAGUGUGGCAGCCUCUUCUCAGCGGUGCCCUGAUGGACUCGAAUGUGAAGGAUCCCACACCUGCUGCAGGCGUCCUGGGGGGGAUGGAUAUGCCUGCUGUAACCAACCCCAGUUCCCAGGAGUAUCCUUGCGCAUGCUGCCUCCAAACUUCCUGAAUGAGGACUCUGGUGUUACAUGCCCUGAUGGCAGUCUGUGUCCACAGGAGUACUCCUGCCUGCGCACUCCAGAUGCUUCCUACGGCUGCUGCCCGUGGGGCGAGGCCAUUUCCUGUGCCGAUGGCCGCCACUGCUGCCCCCGUGGCUCCCACUGCAGUGCUGAUGGACGAUCUUGCUUCCAGACCCAAGAUUUCAUUCCUCCUGCCACCCUGGAUGCUGUUCAGUGCCCGGAUGGAGAAUCGCAGUGCCCCAAUGAGUCCACCUGCUGUUUGAUGACUGAUGGGUCCUGGGGCUGUUGCCCAAUUCCUCAGGCAUCCUGCUGUGCAGACAAGAUUCAUUGCUGUCCUCACGCGACGACUUGUGAUACGGCUCAUUCGCGGUGCUUGUCUGCCUCUGGGGAGGAGCCCCUUCGGACGAAGUUCCCAGCCAGGAAGCGAGCAUCAGUGCUGGUUCUGCCUCAGAAAAGUAUCUGUCCAAACAACGAAUCAACCUGUCCAGACGUUGCCACCUGCUGCCUACUUGCAACCGGCCAGUAUGGCUGCUGCCCCUUACAGAACGCUGUAUGCUGCAGUGACCACCUCCACUGCUGUCCUCAGGGCACCGCAUGCGACCUGACACAUUCGAAAUGCACCUUGACCCCUCGUUGGUCAUGGCCCAUCACCCGCCUUCUUGUGGACCUCCAAAAAGCUCAUUAUGUACAGUGUGAUGCAAAACACAAAUGCCCAGAUGGCCACACCUGCUGUCGGAAGCGCUCAGGCGACUGGGGAUGCUGCCCCCUGGAGGAGGCUGUGUGCUGCUCAGAUCACAUCCACUGCUGCCCAAAGGGUUACACCUGUGACCUAGCAGAGGGUGCUUGCCAUAAGGGCAUCAAGAGUAUCCCUUGGCUGGCAAAAUCUUCUGCGAGUAUUGUGCAUAUUGCAGCAACCUCUGCGGGCUCUGUGGUGCCAUGUGAUCCCCAGACUUCCUGCCCGGAUCAGCAGACCUGUUGUCGCUUACCAACAGGUGCUUGGGGGUGCUGCCCACUGCCAAAGGCUGUGUGCUGUUCAGAUCACCUCCACUGCUGCCCCAGUGGCUUCCAUUGUGGCUCAGAAGCAGGUACCUGUGUGAAGGAUGGUGAGAGCAUCCCUUGGCUGGAGAAAAGGCCCGCAAUUGUGCACGUCGCUUCCUCAAGCAUGGAUGUCAGGUGUGAUGACCGAGUCAGCUGUCCUGAUGGGCAGACCUGCUGCCGGCAGGCCUCAGGCGAGUGGGGGUGCUGCCCUUUUGCACAGGCUGUCUGUUGCUCUGACCAUGUGCACUGCUGCCCCAAUGGCUACACCUGUGACACAGCCCACGAACUCUGCAACAAGCUCCAGCACUUCCUUCCUUGGGGAUUCAAGCGUCCUGCUGACCCACCACGGAGCCACGAUGUCCCUUGCAAUGACACUGCCAGCUGUGAGGAAGGGCAGACCUGCUGUAAGAGCGUGGCGGGCACCUGGAGCUGCUGCCAGCUGCCGAACGCUGUUUGCUGUGAGGACCACCGACACUGCUGCCCUUCGGGCUACACUUGCAACCUGAAAGCCCAGACUUGUGAGAAGCGGCAGCCCCAGUCCCUAGCCGCUGAAGGAGUGCAGUCCUCAGUCCCGUUGAGUCCUUCGCGUGCUGCCACAUCCGGCCGCGAUGUGCCCUGCGAUGCUCAGCACUACUGCCAUGAUGGCCAAACCUGUUGCAUGACCAGCUCCAGUGGAUGGGCGUGCUGCCCUUACAAGAAGGGAUCUUGCUGCUCUGAUAAACGCCACUGCUGUCCCUCUGGCUUCCGCUGCUCCCGCUCAGGGUUGCAGUGCCUUCGGAAUGGGCCGCUCCGUUGGGAUGUCGAUAUAUUCUCCUCGCACUCCACACAAGCACUCCCAUUGCUGUGAAGUGCCUUUUGGGGUGUGCUUACCCCAAGAUUCAAGCUGGAGUGAGCUGUGCUUCUCCGGGGAGGACCACAAGACGUGAGAGCAAUUUCUGCUAAGUUGCUGUUCAGCUUGGGUAGGGUGGGACUUCUGCUGUCCUGCAUUGGCCUACAGGUUGGGAAGGGGGAGCCAUCUUUUCCGCACAGGCAUUGUCUACAGUUACAAGUCUGUUCUUAAUGUUUUGCCCUGACUAGUCUGUGACUAGAAUCAAGACUGCUCUUUGGUGUCUGAGAAAAUUGACCUGUUUCUGCCAGGCAGCUCUGUGGGCUCAAGUCUUCUGCUUUGCUGCUGUUAACCUUGGUUCUUUUGCUUUUUUGCAAACUUUUUCAUGCACUGUUUUAAAAAAAAAAUCAAUUUGAUACUGGGUUGGCAUCUGGAGCGGGCUACUUGCCCGUAUGCGCCUGGGCACAGUCUCUCCUGCUGAGCCUCCUAUGGUGCUGCUUGGGGCCCUUGGAAGUUGUUGAAGACCAUUACCUGCUACCUCCCAGUGUGUCACCUUCUCCGCAUGUAUUGCCCCCCAUGCAGGGCAGCCACAGUCUUUUCUCUCCCCUCCUCUCUGCUGAUCAGAGCCCCUGUUUAUGGGGGAGGGGGCAGAAGAUGAUGUUCGUUUUUAAAUUCUGAUGCUGUGUGUGUGUUCAUGUGGAAAAAUCCAAUAAAUGAUUGAUUUUUAAAAGUG